AUUUAUUUAUAUAUAUAUUUGCCUUUUGUUUUGGUUGAUAGAAAAUAAUUAUCAAGAAUAUCAGUAUGUUAAUUUUCUUUAUUGGGCUGGACCUCUUCUUAACAUUGACAGACACUUGCCAAUGUUGGGCUGUUGCACCAAACAAACCCCAAUAUUCGGGAUCAUCAUCAGUGUGUUAAUUUUCUUCACUCGCUACUACAUUCUCCACCGUUGAUCUGUCCGUCGCCGGUGUCAGAUGAUAUCAGUCAGUAAUGGGAACAAAGACAAUGAUCAAAUGGCCGAAACAAAUCACAGUAACUCUAGUCGAGCAGCUGAUUCGAGCAGAAAAAGACUUACAGAAAGCAAUUGUCAUAUUUGAUGCUGCAACAGGGGAGUACACUAAUGGGUUUCAGCAUGAUCACAGCACUUUUGGUGUCAUGAUUUCCAGAUUCGUCUCUGCUAACCAAUUCAGAGCAGCCGAGGAUUUGCUGAAUAGGAUGAAGAAUGAAAAUUGCAGCAUUACGGAGGAUAUAUUUCUUUCAAUCUGUAGAGGGUAUGGUCGGGUUCACAGACCGCUUGAGGCGAUUAGAAUUUUCCAAAAGAUGAAGGAAUAUGAAAGUCAACCGACCCAGAAAUCUUACAUUACUGUCUUUGCGAUUCUUGUUGGCGAAAACCAGUUAAAGAUGGCUUUAAGGUUUUAUCGGUAUAUGAGAGAAAUGGGUAUUCCUCCAAGUGUUGCUUCACUCAAUGUUUUGAUUAAAGCCCUUUGCAAGAACAAUGGUACGAUGGAUGCUGCUCUUCGGAUUUUUCGCGAGAUGCCUAAUCGUGGGUGUAUUCCAGAUUCAUACACAUAUGGUACUUUGAUUAAUGGGUUGUGUAGGUUUGGGAAGAUUGUUGAGGCAAAGGAGCUUUUCACGGAGAUGGAUACUAAAGGUUGUUCACCUACUGUUGUUACAUACACUUCACUGAUUCAUGGGUUAUGCCAAUCAAAUAAUUUGGAUGAGGCUAUGGGAAUGCUUGAUGAGAUGAAGAGAAAAGGUAUUGAGCCCAAUGUGUUUACUUACAGCUCUCUCAUGGACGGACUUGGCAAGGGUGGACGUACUUCACAAGCCAUGGAACUAUUGGAAAUAAUGGUUAGCAAACGACAUAAGCCCAACAUGAUAACAUACAGUACUUUAAUUCACGGACUCUGUAAAGAGGGAAAGCUUCGAGAAGCUUUGGAGAUUCUUGAUAGGAUGAAACUCCAGGGAUUGAAACCAGACGCGGGAUUGUACUGGAAAAUCAUAAAUGGGUUUUGUGAUAUUCACAAGUUCAAGGAAGCUGCAAACUUCCUUGAUGAGAUGGUUCUUGAGGGGAUUUCACCAAAUCGAGUAACAUGGAGCCUUCAUGUUAAAAUUCACAACGCUGUAGUCCAAGGCCUUUUAAUUGAAAAUGACCCAAAUCGAGCUUUUCACUUGUAUCUAAGUAUGCGCGCUAGGGGACUUUCUGUUGAGGCCAAAACUUUUGAAUCUCUUGUUGAUUGUUUCUGUAAGAAAGGAGAUAUACAUAAAGCUGCUCGGAUUGUUGACGAAAUGGUUCUUGAUGGAUGUAUCCCCAACGAGGGAACAUGGAUUGCCAUGGUAAGUGGAUUUUGGGAUCGAAGGAAGGUGAGGGAAGCUUCUAAGUUGGUACAUAUUGAACUGAUGGACGCAUUUUUUGGGGCUGGAAUAUAAACCUUCGACCGAGUUUUAGCAUCAGUAAUUACCAUGGGUAUGUUUUUUUUAACCUAAUUACUUAUGUUUGUGAUAUUUGAAUAUAAGGUUUUCUUGAAUCUUGUUACUCAACAUUGGUAGCAUGCAUUCCUCUGUUGCUGUUUUUCACUUUCAUUUUCUCUUUUUGUUUUUGGCAUUGUUUACAGCAUGUAUGCAUUGAUCUGCAUCAUUUGUGAUUA
Camellia sinensis is the source of this 1909-nucleotide messenger RNA. The record is from RefSeq and is a predicted model, not a curated record. NCBI's taxonomy places the organism in Eukaryota, Viridiplantae, Streptophyta, Magnoliopsida, Ericales, Theaceae.